Molecule: messenger RNA, 1539 nt
Organism: Aspergillus clavatus NRRL 1
Lineage: Eukaryota; Fungi; Ascomycota; Eurotiomycetes; Eurotiales; Aspergillaceae
Product: putative MFS transporter
Exons: 7
Coding region: 1-1539 (512 amino acids)
Biological process (GO): transmembrane transport
Cellular component (GO): membrane
Molecular function (GO): transmembrane transporter activity
Source: RefSeq, a predicted model, not a curated record
AUGUCUCACGCCGCCGAAGAGAAACCUGUCGUCGAACAGGUAUCCCGGAUUUCCGAUGAGGAAAAGGGGUCUGGGCUGGACGACUUUGCUCGAAAGUCCAAACUCGCUCUCUUUGAAGACCCUGAUGAGGGUCUCAGUGACGAGGAGCGGGCCAAGAUUGAUCGCGCUCUGCUCUGGAAGCUCGACCUGAAGCUGAUUCCGUGGCUGAGCCUGUUGUAUCUGAUCUCGUUCCUGGAUCGGACCAAUAUCGGCAACGCGAAACUCGCCGGCCUGCAGAGAGACCUCCACUUGACCAACGACCAGUACAACAAUUCGCUAACCAUCUUCUUCAUCUCGUACUCGGUCUUUGAGCCGAUCACCAACGUGCUGCUGAAAAAAUGGCGACCGAGCAUCUUUAUACCCACGAUCAUGCUGGGAUGGGGCGUAUGUAUGGCGCUGAUGGGUAUUGUCAAGAAUUAUUCUGGUUUGAUGGCGGUCCGAUGGUUCCUUGGUCUCACAGAAGCCGGUCUCUUCCCCGGUGUCGGAUACCUCCUGUCGUGCUGGUAUAGGCGAGCGGAGUUUGGUGUCCGCAUGGCUAUCUUCUUCUCCGCGGCUGCUCUUGCGGGUUCCUUCGGAGGGCUCCUCGCGGCCGCUAUCGCGCAGAUGGAUGGUAUUGGCGGCAAGCCGGGCUGGUCAUGGAUUUUUAUCCUCGAGGGUCUGGCCACCAUCAUCGUAGGCCUUUUGUCCUUCUGGAUGGUGUAUGACUUUCCCGAUGAAGCCAAGUUCCUGUCCGAUGUGGACCGCAAGCGUGUCCUGCGCCGUCUGGCCGAGGACCAACAGGCUAGUGCCGAGCACGAGCAGUUCAAAAUGACCUAUUUCUGGGCGAGCUUGAAGGACUGGAAGACCUAUACCAGUGCUAUCAUCUAUAUGGGAGCAGAUGGAUCCUUGUACGCCUUCUCGCUCUUCGUCCCAACCAUCAUCAACCAACUAACAGGAUACACGGCUUUCAAGGCACAGCUGCUGAGCGUCCCCCCAUAUGCCGCAGCGGCCAUCGUCACGAUCGCGGUAGGUUUCAUCGCAGAUCGAACCCGCCAACGUGGCCUUUGCAACAUUGUCGUCUCCCUCUUCGGUAUCGUCGGCUUCGCGAUGCUCCUGGGAUGCAAAUCGGGCGGCGCGCGGUACGCGGGGACCUUUCUCGGUGCCAUGGGCAUCUACCCCGCGAUCUCGAAUACCAUCUCCUGGGCCAGCAACAACACGGAAGGUGUUUACAAGCGAGGCGUGACCCUCGGUAUCGUCAUUGGCUGGGGUAACCUCAACGGCAUCGUGUCCUCCAACAUCUACCGCGGCAAGGACGCGCCGACGUUCUAUCCAGGCCACGGCACCGUGCUGGCGUACCUGGUGCUGUUCCUGUUCGGUGGCUCGGUGUUGCAGUAUCUGCUCUUGCGACGGGAGAACCGGAAGCGGCUGAACCGAGAACGCGACCACUGGGUGCAAGGAUUGGAUCAGAGCCAGAUUGAGCUUCUCGGAGAUCAACGGCCGGACUUCAUUUACACGCUGUAA